AUGAUACUAAUCAUUGGGAUAGUAGAAGCGCGGAAAGUUCAAAAUUGUGGUAACGGAGGAAAGGGUGAAGUUGGAGGAGGUUUCAAAAAUGGUAGUCAAGGUGGAGGAAGUGGAAGUAACUUUAAUAUAGGUGCAGGAGGAGGUGUUGGUGGAGGAGGUAACAUUGGUGGUGGUGGUGGAGGAGGAGCUGGAAUUGGCGGAGGGGGAGGUGCUAGUGUAGGAGGCGGUGGAAGUGCUGGUGGAGGAGUAGGUGUUGGUACUGGAGGAGGAGGUAGAAUUGGCGGAGGUGGAGGAGGUAGUGUAGGUGGAGGAGCUGGCGUUGGUGCUGGUGGAGGUGUUAGUGCAGGUGGUGGCGGAGGUGCUGGUGCGGGAGGGGGCGCUGGACUUGGCGGAGGAGGAGGUGCCGGUGGAGGAGGUGGUGCUAGCGUUGGUGCAGGUGGAGGAGGAGGUGCUGGCAUUGGUGCCGGUGGAGGCGGUAGCAUAGGUGGUGGUGGAGGAGGGGGGGCUAGCGUUGGUGCAGGUGGAGGAGUAGGUGCUGGUAUUGGUGCCGGUGGAGGCGGUAGCAUAGGUGGUGGUGGAGGUGCAAGUGCAGGAGGAGGAGGUGGUGGAAGAGGUAGUAUAGGCGGCGGUGGUGGUGCUAGUGUUGGUGCAGGUGGAGGAGUAGGUGCUGGCAUUGGUGCCGGUGGAGGCGGUAGCAUAGGUGGUGGUGGAGGUGCAAGUGCAGGAGGAGGAGGAGGUGGUGGAGGGGGUAGCAUAGGCGGUGGUGGUGGUGCUAGUGUUGGUGCAGGUGGAGGAGUAGGUGCUGGUAUUGGUGCCGGUGGAGGCAGUAGCAUAGGUGGUGGUGGAGGUGCAAGUGCAGGAGGAGGAGGUGGUGGAGGGGGUAGUGUUGGUGUCGGUGGAGGAGUAGGUGCUGGCAUUGGUGCUGGUGGAGGUGGUAGCAUAGGUGGUGGUGGAGGUGCAAGUGCGGGAGGAGGAGUAGGUGCUGGUGCUGGUGCUGGAGGAGGAGCUGGAAUUGGCGGAGGUGGAGGUGCUGGUGGAGGUGUAAGUGCAGGAGGAGGUGGAAGUGUUGGUGGAGGAGGUAGCAUUGGUGGUGGCGGCGGUGCUAGUGUAGGUGGAGGAGGAGGCGCUGGCAUUGGUGCUGGUGGAGGUGUUGGUGCAGGUGGUGGUGGAGGUACUGGUGCGGGAGGAGGUGGAGGUGCUGGCAUAGGAGGAGGGGGAAGUGCCAGAGUUGGUGGAGGUGCAAGUGCAGGAGGAGGAGUAGGUACUGGUGCUGGUGCUGGAGGAGGAGCUGGAAUUGGCGGAGGUGGAGGUGCUAGCAUUGGUGCUGGUGGAGGUGCAAGUGCGGGAGGAGGUGGAAGUAUUGGUGGAGGAGGUGGCAUUGGUGGUGGUGGCAGUGCUAGUGUAGGUGGAGGAGGGGGUGCUGCUAUUGGUGCAGGUGGAGGAGUAGGUGCUGGCAUAGGAGGAGGGGGAAGUGCUAGAGUUGGUGGAGGUGCAAGUGCGAGAGGAGGAGUAGGUGCUGGUGGUGGAGGAGGUGGAAGUGUUGGUGGAGGAGGGGGUGCUAACGUUGGUGCAGGUGGAGGAGUAGGGGGAGGAGGGGGUAUCAGUGCUGGAGGAGGUGGUGGUGUUGGCGCAGGCGGAGGAGGUAGUAUUGGUGGUAGUGGCAGUACUAGUACAAGUGGAAGAGCUAGCAUUAGUGCAAGUGGAGGUGUUAAUGGAGGCAAAGCUACUAAUGAAAGGGCUGGUGUUAGGGUUGGUGGAGAAAAUUAA
Molecule: messenger RNA, 1767 nt
Organism: Abrus precatorius (Indian licorice)
Lineage: Eukaryota; Viridiplantae; Streptophyta; Magnoliopsida; Fabales; Fabaceae
Product: glycine-rich cell wall structural protein-like
Exons: 1
Coding region: 1-1767 (588 amino acids)
Source: RefSeq, a predicted model, not a curated record